AUGUGGACAGGAGGAGAUGAUAGGCAUCCUUAUUAUUCUGAAUACGACAAUGUAAACUUAACUCCUGAAACUUAUCAAGAAAAAGAAAUCGGCAAUUUUUCCACUUCUAAAAGCCACGAGCAAUCUCCAAAUAAUUCGGACCAUCACCAUGACUUAAUUAUCAUUAUUAGCCUGGUGGCCAGCACUCAAUUCCUCAACGAAAAUAUUCCCUUUUCCCAAGUUCUCUUGGUUAUCGACAAAGAGGAGAAAGAAAUUAUUGACCGACAAGAAGCCUUGCAAAGAGCCAAAAAUUUGGGUCUGGACCUUUUUUGCGUGGCCCCAGACAAAAAUCCUCCGGUUUGUAAAUUAAUUAAUUAUCAAAAAUACAUCUUUGAAUUAAGUAAAAAAAAGAAAGACAAAAAGGAAAAUGUUUGUAAAGAAGUCCGGAUUUCUCUCAAUAUUGGCGAAAAAGAUUUAAAAGAUAAAUUGGAAAGAGAAAAAUGUCAAAAAAUAAUUGCCGAGUUAAAAACCAGAUCUCCGAAAAUUGAAUUAAAAGAUAAUAUUCCCUAUAAAAUUAAUACAUUAAAAACUGGCAAAUAUGUUCUCAUUUAUUUUAAUUCAGCCCGUCCGCAAGCAAAAGAAUUGGAAAAAAAUGUUUUACAAACUGCCCCCAAAGAUUUUCUUAAUCAUAAGGAAUUAAACGAAAAAAAAAAAGAUGAUAUGGCCGAAGUUUCCGAGACGAUGCCUGAGACAGAUGAAUCACCAACAGAAGCCAAGCCAGAAUCUAAGCCCCCAGAAAAAAGGCAAGAACCUUUCUUUCAUUUUAAUUUAUUUGUUCCGGUUCCCAGUGGUUCAUUGACAGUUUUGCGUUGUAUCAGCCAGGGAGAAAUAGCCGCAAGGAUUAAUAAAGAGGUUCAAGAGCAAGAAGUAAUUGAAGUCCGGGGCUAUUUGAGAAAUGAAAAAGAUAGCCGUCAAAUAUUAGUUAGAGUAGUGGAAUUUGAUAAACUCGAUAUAAGUUUUGAAAAAAUUAGUUUGGAAAAUUCUAAUCAAGUGCGGCUACUUGGCAAAAUAGUUAGUGAGUGGCAAUUUGUUGCAGAAUACAGACAAAAACCGGAAGUAUUAUCCUUUAAAUUGGCAGUUCCCCGUGAAGGAGUUAGAUCACCACUUUUCUUUUGUCGAAUCAAUGAGAAAGAAUUGGUAGACGAAUUUAAUGAAAAAUUACAAAAAGGUGAUGUUAUUCUUUUAGAAGGAUUUUUACAAACCCAAAAAAUAGUGGAGGAAGAAGAAGGAGAAAAAAAAAUCACUCGCAUUUCCUCAAUUAUCGCUUACGGGUUUACUCUCCUUGACAGUGAUUCAACGGAUAUUUUCCGACCUCUUGAUAAUUUGACCCGAGUUGUCAAAAGCAUCAGAAAAAUCGAUUUUAGUAAACCUAAGCCUAAGGCCGCGGCAGACGAACCAAGUUACAAAAAAAAAAUCGGUCCAAAAACGGACUAUUUUUGUCAAGAAGAUAUUGCUACUGCUCGCAAGUUUAUCAAUCGGCAAGGGCGGAUUGUUCCCCGCAAAUAUAGCCAAUUGACCCCUAAAAAUCACCGACGAGUUGCCAAAAUUAUCAAAAGGUUGCGGCAAAUGGCUCUGAUACCUAAUGAAAUACCAAUUUACACUAGUUCCAAAGGGCAAAGUUCUGUCUAUACGAAAGGUGCUUAUGCCGGAAAAGUUUUUGGAAGUUAUGGUGGCUACGAAGUCGGAGGUCAUGCCGGACACCAUAGUGGCACAUAUGCCUCGGAAAAUUGGGCUCAAUGCGGAAUUUUAUUUAUUAUUGUGGCAACAAUUAUCAGUAUUAUGAUGUUUCCGGGUUUAGAAAGCACCCAGUCAGACACUAAGCAAGAAGUUCCUUGGCACCGCACCAAAGUUUUUUCCCUGGGUAAAAACGACCAAAUAAAUUAUAAAAGUAUGAAAAAACGAGAAAAAGUUAUUUUUUUGCAAAAAAAUAAGCGGGGCUUUGUGGUGAAUUAUCUAUUGCCUCGCAAAGAAAUUCGCCUGGCGAAUGAAAAAAAUCUUGCCUGGCUAGAACAAAAAAAAGUCCAACAAACCCAAACUGAGGCAUUAUUAGAAGUUGAAGCCCAAAAAAUUUAUGAUAAGAUUAAUAAUCUUUCUUUUGACUUUAUUUUGAAAAAAGAUGAAAAAGGCGAACCGUUUGGUUCAGUGGGAUUCAAGGAAAUUUUAACUUCCUUAGAAAAGGUUGGUUUUUCCGGUCAAAAGAAGCAAUUAUUAGACUUUCAUCCCCUUAAUAAAUUGGGGGAAAAUAUAAUAAAAAUUAAAAAAUUGGAAGAUAAAAAUCUUAAUCCUUAUUAUCUGAUUGUAAAUAAUGACAAUAGAGAUGAGGCUUAUUUUUGUUUUGAAAGAAUGGUAAAAGAGGGUUGGGAUAUUUUAAGUAAAAGUCCGACUCCUAUUAAUAUUGAAAUUGAAUACGAAGAAAAUGAACAAAACGGCAGAGUUUACCGAAGAAAAGGAGCAUUGGGAUUGGUUCUGGUGCUUUUUCUAGGUCUCAUUGGGGCCUUAAUUGUGGCUUUUCUCCCGGCUGAUAAGAAUAUCAUGUCCAAAAUCGCUAAACGAAUUAUUUCAAUACCCGAAAAAGUAAAAAUUAAUUUCGGAAAAGGAACCAUUUCAGCCGAAGGACCGUUAGGUCAAGGCGAGGAAUUAAUUGUUCCUUCCAGUCUGGAAAUCAUUCAACAAAAAAACGAGUUAACCACCAAGUCUGACAAUUCGGCUCUGGCUGGCACUUAUAACGCUUUAAUCUCUAACAUGAUAAAAGGAGUAGUAGAAGGACACGAAAAAGUUGUGGAAGUAAAAGGGGUUGGAUAUAAAGUAUUAUUACAAGGGGAAAAGUUAGAAUUUUCUGUGGGAAAGUCGCAUCUUAAUUACAUGGAUAUUCCACCAGAAUUGGCGGUAAAAUUAGAAGGUAAUAAAGUAGUAAUUAAAGGCAAAAGCAAGCAAAAAGUUACGAGUCUAGCCGCAGCCAUUAGAAAUCUCCGUCUUCCUAGUGUCUACAAAAAAAACAAAGGUAUUUAUUACCUAGGGGAAGCAGAAACUAUUAAAUUAAAAGCCAGAAAAGCAUCAAACAACGAGAAAAAAAUGCGUCGUAAGAUUCGCAAGAGGAGAAGCGCUUUAAUUAAAGGCUCCUUGGCGAGGCUUCGGGUAGUGUUAAGUGAAUCAAAUCGCUACUUGCGGGUCCAAGCCAUCGACGAUGUGGCCGGUCACACUCUCCUUGCCUCUUCCACUCAGGAUUUCGUGGAAGAAAAUAAUAAUUUUUCUCGCAAAAAUAAGGAUUGUGCUAAAAAAUUGGGCGAAUUUUUUGCUGAAAAAUUGAAAAAAGCCGGUCAAAAAGCAGUCAUUUUUGACCGCAAUGGUCGCCCUUACCGGGGCAAAAGAAAAACCGCCCAAAAAAAGGAAAAAGUUAUCGAACUAGCCGAAGGCCAAUUAGUCGAUGCGGAAGAAAUUAAGGAAAAACCAACCCCAGAAAUAACCAAUAGACCAGAAUCUACUAAGGGCGAAAAUGGUUCUGGUCGCCGUUUCAGUUUCACCUCUUUGGCUUUAAUCAAGGAUGAGGAAAAAAAAGGUGUCGCUUACGCUCAUAUGGGUGGCAAAGAGCCUAUGAAAGCCUCCGCUAAAGCCUUUCGCAAAGCCCAAAAAAAAUUACUUAAUUAUUUUUCUACAGCACCCCGCACUAUCCCUCGUGAUAUAACAGUUCACUAUAACGCAACUAAAUUAAUUUUAAAACCUACUCCGCCUGGCAGCGGCAUUAAAGCCAGUGAAAUGCUGGCUACGUUAUGUAAAUAUUUAGAAAUUAAAGAUGAAAAAAAUAUGAGUAUUAGCAAUUAUUUAACUACUAUUGUCAAAAAAAGCAAAACGGUUGGUCGGGGAGACAAGACUGCGGGCCGAGGACAAAAAGGCCAAAAAUCCCGCAAAAGUGGUCAUGUUCGUCCGGGAUUUGAAGGAGGACAAACCGAAGUGGCACGACGUUUUCCCAAGCGAGGUGGCGGAUUUAGGCCCGACCGAAUUUCUUAUCAGGUAAUCAAUUUAGCCCAAUUAGAGGCGGACGAGAAAAUAACCAAUGGUCAGACGGUCGACUUCACGCAGGAAAAAUUUCCUGUCAAAAUAUUAGGGACCGGAAAUUUCACCAAAAAUUUAACUAUUCAAGCCACCGCUUUCUCUCGCCAGGCUCAGGAAAAAAUCACCCAAGCGGGAGGCAAUUUUAAAAUAAAGGCAAAGAAAAAGUAA
Racocetra fulgida is the source of this 4257-nucleotide messenger RNA. The record is from the annotation of a GenBank genome assembly. NCBI's taxonomy places the organism in Eukaryota, Fungi, Glomeromycota, Glomeromycetes, Diversisporales, Gigasporaceae.